GGCCCAAGCGAUGUGCAAGUCAUGAAUGCAGUCAUGUCGUGGAUGAAUGAUACGGGCAAAGUCAGCAAAUUCCUCAACACCGCUACCUCAUUCUCUGGAGACGAGUUCACCCGUCAAGCAACAAUUGCGCUCAACUCCGAGAAGGACGAACUCAAUCACAAGAUGAUUCUCGACGCUGCUGUUGGGCAGAUGGAUAUGGUUCAGGCUGCCAACGACACCCUUGCUACUCAAGGAACUUUCCAGGCUGUUGUGGACGCGCUUCAGUCCAUGGUUGACAAUGGCCCUGACACAGCUCAGAUGCAAGUUGAUGCCAUUAACCAGAAUCGUUGCGUUAAUGUCCUACCCAAUAUUGACGCCUAUUUUGCAGCUGCUGGGCAACCUGACAUGCAAUCUGUUCGGCCCUCUGGAUGUUUGGAGGUUCAAAAUGCUGCUGCAUCAUCGAGCAGCGGA
Mollisia scopiformis is the source of this 450-nucleotide messenger RNA. RefSeq lists its product as uncharacterized. The transcript has a single exon. Lineage: Eukaryota; Fungi; Ascomycota; Leotiomycetes; Helotiales; Mollisiaceae. The record is from RefSeq and is a predicted model, not a curated record. The annotation marks the transcript as partial.